Molecule: messenger RNA, 2096 nt
Organism: Teleopsis dalmanni
Lineage: Eukaryota; Metazoa; Arthropoda; Insecta; Diptera; Diopsidae
Product: FMRFamide receptor
Exons: 1
Coding region: 210-1880 (556 amino acids)
Biological process (GO): G protein-coupled receptor signaling pathway
Cellular component (GO): membrane
Molecular function (GO): G protein-coupled receptor activity
Source: RefSeq, a predicted model, not a curated record
UUGACCCUUUAAUUGGAAUAUAAAUAUUUACAGGCACUUAAAUUUGAAAAGAAGAAUACUGUCCAAAACUAUGCACAUAAGUACUAUGACAACUAAAGUAUAUAUGAUGAGAAAUAUUACACAAAAGCUAAGCCUUUGUUGAAACAAAGAGCUAUAUUAAAAAAUUAACUUCUAAGUCGCACCUCACUAAAUAUUGCAAACCUAAACCGAUGAUUGAGUUCAAUGCAACAAGUGAAAAUUAUCCGUCUCUUCUGCAUAAAUUACAAUCAAUAGAGCAGUUGCCACAGCAAAUACCACCUAAUGCGAAAGAUUCAUUUAGCAAUUUUGACAGUGCACCGAUAGAUUUGCAAGAAUUCAUUGCCAGCGCAACUGGUCAUGACAUUCCACAAGUAUUUCUUGACUAUGCCACGUCCGCUGCAGCAUCAACACUCAUACCUGCCUUACAGACAGCAACAUCAGAAACGACGUGGCAGUCGCUGUUCACCACUGAAAAACUAUUCAAUGACAGUUACAUAAACGAUACAGAUAUAUCCUUUCAGUACCCUUACUCUGAAAAUUGGACGACCACCUGUGACGAGGUAUACGAUCCACAUUUACUCAAUAAUUGUAUUGAGUUUUGGGUAUGCGGUAUCGUUUUAAAUAUUGUAGGUAUCUUAGGAAUUAUAGGCAAUAUUAUUUCCAUGAUUAUUUUAUCCCGUCCUCAAAUGCGUUCUAGCAUAAAUUAUCUGCUUAUUGGCCUAGCACGCUGUGAUACGGUUUUAAUUAUAACUUCAAUACUGCUUUUUGGCAUACCCUCCAUUUAUCCGUAUACGGGUAAUUUUUUCUUUUACUAUAAUUACAUAUAUCCUUUCAUAUCACCAGCGAUAUAUCCCAUUGCGAUGAUGGCACAAACCGCUAGCAUUUACAUGACGUUUACGGUCACACUCGAACGUUAUGUGGCUGUUUGUCACCCGCUGAAGGCACGUGCUCUGUGUACUUAUGGACGUGCUAAAAUUUAUUUCAUUGUCUGUGUUAUCUUUUCGCUACUGUAUAAUUUCUCAAGAUUUUGGGAGGUGCUAACAAUUACAUACCAACCAUCACACAGCCCAGUUGUGCUGCACUGUGUGCGACCUUCAGCGCUACGCCGUAAUCUAACAUACAUAAAUAUUUACAUACAUUGGUGUUAUUUUAUUGUGAACUAUAUAGUGCCAUUCUCAACACUGGCUAUAUUAAAUUGUUUGAUCUACCGACAGGUGAAGCGUGCAAAUCGAGAAAGACAGCGCUUAUCCCGUUCGGAAAAGCGUGAAAUUGGCUUAGCUACUAUGUUGCUCUGUGUUGUUAUUGUAUUUUUUCUAUUUAAUUUUCCUGCUUUAGUUAUAAACAUUUCGGAAGCAUUUUACAAUAUUAUUGACCAUUCGCUGACGAAAACAUCGAAUUUACUAGUGACCAUCAAUAGCAGUGCCAACUUUCUCAUUUACGUCAUAUUCGGCGAGAAAUUUAAGCGUAUAUUUUUGUUAAUAUUUUUCAAGCGCCGCCUUAGUCGUGAUCAACCAGACCUUAUACACUAUGAGAGUUCAAUUUCCAAUAACGGAGAUGGCACUAUAAAUCAUCGUUCCUCGGGGCGUUUCUCACGUCAUGGCACCCAGCGUAGUACAACUACCUACUUAGGCGCUACUUCUGUAAAUAAUACAAUAAAAAAUGUACGUUUAACACAAACUGGUUCACCAGCAGUGGUGAAAAUCAAACGUAGUCGCGCACCUUCACCGGGUCCAAUAGUUUAUUACCCGGCACGAGAAAUACAGCGUGCAUCAACGACUCCGGUUCUGUCAGCAAAUAAUAAUACCACUUUAGGUUGUGACUUAGUGGAAACUAAAAAUGGGCAAAUGACAUCAGGUUUUUGAAAUAACAAUACAUUGGGCGACGCUGUAAGGUUGUACAUAAGGCUUUUCAAUGCGUAUCCCUAAAUGUUAUGGUGACUAAAAUAGCUUUAUUAAUUAUACUAUAAUAUAUUUCUUAUUCAUAUUUAUAUUUGUGUACGUAUAUUAUAUUAAAGAAACAGAUUUAGCAGAAUAAUUUAGCAGAGAGUAAUUAUAUUUUAACUAAGAUUUAGCAAAGUA